AUGCGCCUGGGAGGUGCUGGCUGUGCUGGAGGUCGGCGCGCCAGCACCUAUGAUCUGGCGCAUAUUUAUUCAUUUAUUCUAGCCACGUUGCGCCACGGCACGAAACUUAAUGGUGUCCAGUGGACGCCUCACAUCAUGGAGACGUGGAUUAAGACCCUAUGCUGGCCCAUGGGCUACAACACCUACAAACACCAGCAAGCACAGGAACUACGAAACUGUAUCCAUGACGCAGUGCACCAUCUGCAAAAGUUAUCUGACACUUUGCCAGAGGAGUCAUCCCACAUGUCACUGACCCAAUCAGCCGCGCAGUCGCCUCCUGUGUCAUCAACCGCACGCUCUCCUGCUGCACUCUCCUCAUUGCAUAUGAUGUCAAGCAGCUUAGCCCCACACUCGUUCUCACAGCCAGUGUCAGCGUCCUCGUCGCAUUCUCUUUACAUGUCAUCCCACGGUGUUUCGCCUCACAUUCUCACCCGCCCUCGCAUUCUCUGCUUUCUCUCUCAACUUCUGAUGGUCGCAUGGUGGCCUAUUCCUCUUGGUUGGAACAGAACUAAUCCCAUUCCACAGUGGCUUACCACUCUGAUCGCACAGCUCGAGGUCUGGCAAGACUUAUCGCACUCUGAGGAAGUCUCAUUGGGUGAUCUUGGAGCACCAGAGCCUACCUUGGCUCACACAGAGAUACUCGUCCAACAAGCCACAUCGCUACUCGCGAUUUGUGCCGGGGUCGCUGCUGCUGGAAUGAUCACCCGUAACUUCGUUUUUGGUUCUAUAGAUGGGCAGAGGUGA
Molecule: messenger RNA, 783 nt
Organism: Suillus fuscotomentosus
Lineage: Eukaryota; Fungi; Basidiomycota; Agaricomycetes; Boletales; Suillaceae
Exons: 2
Coding region: 1-783 (260 amino acids)
Source: RefSeq, a predicted model, not a curated record